GUGACCUCUAGACUGUGGUCAGAGCUUUCCCUCUCUCCUGAUCCAACACACAGCACUUCUCCCUGCUGAGAGAGUGAGUCUGAAAUCCUCCGGCUCCCUGCUGGAGACUUCACCACAGAGGGUUAGUCUAAAGCCAAAGAGUGGACCAGGAAAGAACAGCACAAUUAUCCAAACCUGGAAGCUGGGAUUUGCAUUUAGGAGAUCACCUACGGUAUAGGGGCUCUGUGCUCUUUCAGGACGAGUUAGAAAGGAUGUUUACGCUAGGGUUAGGGUUAGGGUUCGUCAUACAUAUAAUGGUACACUCUUGUGGGGGGGAACAGUUCCUCGUCAGUUCUUUGGACACUUAGUGGUCUUAGUUUUUUCUGUGUAAUAAAAAGAAAAUCUAUUGUACUGCCUCAAAUCUGAUUGGCAAGGCAAAUCACAGGUUUAUAUUAAUGCACUCGUUUAAAUAUGUUAGCAUUUCUACACUAACAGAUCAUUCACAGGGAUUGGAGUGUACGGCAAACACUCCAUCGGAUUUAUAAAGCAUGUAAUCAGUGAUGUGGUAAGAAGAAGUUUUUAUUGUUUUUUUUUUUUUUUACAUAUAUGGAAGGAGUCUCCAGUGUCUCCAGGGUUUUCUGAUAUAUUCAGGACAGACGAGUUUACACUUUGCGUGCUCUCACUUCCUUGAGACGGACAAACUGAAGAACUCGCUUCUGGUGUGCUUGUUUUUAUACUGUAUUACUCACUGAUUUCUCCUGCAUAGUUCAACAAUUUUAGCCGGGUGGAAUUGUAAACGUUUCAAAAGGUUCAAAAUAAAAAAGGACUCGUUACGUUACCCUGAGGAACGACAAAAAUUCUAGCCAUGAGGGAAAAUCAUGAGCUAGCUAGGAAGCCUACGAAUGUAAAAGCAACACUGUGCGGUUAAAAUGUGAACCUAAAUUUAUCGAAUUUAUUGACUAUUUAUUCAUAACUGUUCAUUAUUUAGCUAAUAGUUCAUAUUUUAACUGUACAGUAUUUCAGAUCUUCGUAAUCGACACCAUUUUUUCUAAGUGUUCCUUAAGGGUUUGGAAAAGUGGAGAACCUUCUGUUGUAGGGUUGGUUUAAACUUUACGAAUGACAAACGAAGGAAUCACUUAAUGUUAUAGAUUUUUAAUUGUAUUAUAUUUAUUGGCCUAUUUUCAUCUAUAGUGGAUGAAUGGUAAAAUACUUUCAAACAUCAUUGUGGGUUUAAAAUAAAGGGGAACCAGCAUGUCACCCUGAGGGAUGCCAGAACAUCUAGCUAGGAAACCUUAUGCAUGUAAAAGCAACAUAUUGUAGUUAAAUAUUAACCCAAAUUGACUGAUUUAUUAACCCCUAAUAGAACCUGAAGAAGCAUGUCAUUUCCCAAAUUAACUGCAUAGUUUGAAUGUUUUAGUCUGGUUAUCUCUACGGGUUGAAUUGUAAAGGAUUUUCAGGAAUAUUAGUGGGUUCAGAAUAAAGAGAUCUCAGCAUGUCACCCUGAGGGACGCCAAAAAUUUAGCUCUGGUUUUAGCACUGUUUUGUUUUUUUUUGUUUUUUUUUAAUGUACCUUGUGAAUGAAAGCCCUCGUCUUGUUUAUGAAGGUUGCGACUGCCUGGAUUUUUACAUAACGUAGUACUUUGCUGUGAUAUAAAACACUUCCAGGAAGUCCAAUGUGAUUUGAUCACAGUGUAAAUCUGACAAACCGAGUUUUAGAAACCGGAUGAUUUCUGUCCACCCUGGAAGACGGUGUCUUCUUUGUAUCCCUCCCUCAAACCGAGCCCUCGUUAUCUGGUUAUACAUCUUCCUGUCUAUAACAAGUGGAAACUACAUUUUUUGCCACUCUUCUCUGCGCUUAAUGAGGACAAAUCCGAGUCACAGACUUGUUUCACAAUGUAACGCCGCCUUUUAAGUGCUGUGUCGUGCCGUCUGCGAGUCAGCCCACCCGAAUGACAAUAGCGUUUAUGUAAAAUGCGCUGCCUUUGGGCCACUGGGGCAUAUAUCACCGCAUGCCUGGCCCUGCCACCACCUUUUUAUUGCUUUAUUGUGUUCCCUUUGUGUGUCUCGUCCUCAUACGGGGUGCUGGUUGGGAAGGAGGGGAGGGACAAUCCAAAUAUUCAAGUACUUCCCAGUUCCUGGUGUGGAUGAGCUCUGGGAUCCGGUUAAUCAGGUUAAUGAGAUUAAUUAGUCAGGUUAAUUAGAACAACCUAAGGAUCAUUUCUGAAAAUCAAAGAAAUCGAAACCUACUUGUUACGAAACCUUUCGUAAAAACUCACUCGCUACCAUCCUUUCAUUCUUCCACCCUCCCGUUUUCAGUCUCUUUCUCUUUCUUUCUUUGCUACAUUACCAGGGGGUGCUGGGUGAUUGACAGAUGGGCAGGAAUAAUAAUUUUUUUUUUUUUUGCGUAACCUAAGGCCAUGCUCUCUGAUUGGCUUGCCAGCUGACAUCUUCAAACCUUGCUCAUCUCUCUCUCUCUCUCUCUCUCUCUCACUCUCUCUCUCUCUCUCUCUCUCUCUCUCACUAAUAUUGGCCCUGUAGAUGAGACAUCCUGAGGGGGAAAAAAAAGUGGGGAGAGAAAAAGAUAUGUACCUUAGGGAAGAAGCUCAGAGAGAGGGAGGGAUAGAGACGACGGGUAGGAGCGUGUGUGAGUGCGUGAGACAUUUACUCCUCUAACUACUGGAAGACCAACACACUUUCCUCUUCUGACUUUUCUUUUUUUUUUUUUUUUUUUAAAUAAGAUAAAUUAACAAAAAUAAAUCCAGUGGAUUUUUUUCCCCCCCAUUCCUCAUUUCAUUUAAAAAAUUUCUAACCAGAUCUACAGGGGACUUCGUAUUCCGUCCCCUCGCUGGAAAUCCUAUGUUCUGAUCAAUAGACAUUUCCGUCCACACAAGAAGACAUACCUCAUGGAUUUGUACCUUGUUGGAUAUCUACAUCUUCUGUGCAUGUGGUUGUCCAGCUCUCGGGUGCUCGGAGGCUAUCCCAUCUGGUGGUCCCUAGCUCUGGGGCAACAGUACUCAUCUCUGGGCUCUCAGCCCAUCCUGUGCGGCUCCAUCCCUGGUCUAGUGCCCAAGCAGUUGCGCUUCUGCCGCAACUACAUCGAGAUCAUGCCCAGCGUUGCUGAAGGGGUGAAACUGGGCAUCCAGGAGUGCCAGCACCAGUUCCGCGGUCGCAGAUGGAACUGCACCACCAUAAAGGACAACCUAGCCAUCUUCGGCCCUGUGCUCGACAAAGCCACUAGAGAGUCUGCCUUUGUCCAUGCAAUUGCCUCUGCUGGUGUGGCAUUUGCAGUGACUCGCUCCUGCGCGGAAGGAACCUCCACCAUGUGCGGCUGUGAUUCCCACCAUAAAGGACCACCAGGUGAGGGCUGGAAGUGGGGUGGCUGUAGCGAGGACGCCGAAUUCGGGGUUCUCGUAUCGCGAGAGUUUGCUGAUGCCAGAGAAAACCGGCCAGACGCCCGUUCCGCCAUGAACCGGCACAACAAUGAAGCUGGACGAAUGACCAUCCUGGAGAACAUGCACCUGCGCUGUAAGUGCCAUGGCUUGUCAGGGAGCUGUGAAGUGAAGACCUGCUGGUGGGCGCAGCCCGACUUCCGCUUGCUGGGCGACUACCUGAAGGACAAGUACGACAGCGCGUCUGAGAUGGUAGUGGAAAAACACCGCGAGUCCCGGGGCUGGGUGGAGACACUGCGAGCCAAGUACGCCUUCUUCAAGCACCCCACCGAGAGAGACCUAGUCUACUACGAGGGCUCGCCCAACUUCUGCGAGCCGAACCCGGAGACUGGCUCGUUCGGCACACGCGACCGUGCCUGCAACGUGUCGUCUCACGGCAUCGAGGGCUGCGAUCUUCUCUGCUGCGGCCGCGGCCACAACACGCGGACUGAAAAGCGCAAAGAGAAGUGCCACUGUAUCUUCCACUGGUGCUGCUACGUCAGCUGCCAGGAGUGCGUACGAGUCUACGACGUACACACGUGCAAAUGAGGAGCAGCGAAAAGUGCAGGGGUGGCAAGGAACGAACUAAAGACUGCAAGAGAUAGGACUGAGUAGCCUAUGCGUGUACACACACACACGCACACGCACACACACACACACUUACUCACAAGAUUGUAUUGAAUACAGAACACAUACCAUGGGUAGUGGCACUUUGGUACCUGAACUUUUAAUAUCCUUUAAUAACAGUCGAGCCUCUUUUCUGGGAGAAUUAGCUACCAUGUGAUUACCACUAUCAUUCCUGAUGCAUUCCUCUUUUUUUUUUUUUUUUUUAUUUAUUUCAGCUGUGGUGUGUGAAAAGAGUGUAGCACAUUAUUACCUGAACCCUCAAUGUCUUCUGGUGUCACUCUACCCGUCACUCUAGCUCUCUGAUCGUCUCUCCUCAAGGCCUGGUGGCUGAAACCGUAUCUGCCCAACACAUUCUCACACUACGCAGACAUGAACAGAGCUGGAGGGGGCUGGUGAGAGAAGAAAGGGGUGAAGGAGGGAGCGCGCUUACUUAACUACUGAUCAUUCGAAGCCUGAAGUGCAUCUGAUGGCUGGGGUUUUUAAGCCCGAAUAGACUACUGUUACUGACGUAAUCCUCAUGCUUUCCCUAAUGUCUUCCCUGAUCCUGCACAGGUGCACCAGUUAAAGGAGCACUCCAGCGUUUUUCAACACAAUGACCAUCUGUAACGUACGUGUAAUUACCACAUACGAGAAUUUCAACACAUUUCUCUUCACACAGAAAAGUACAGAAAACUUACCAAACAGAAGUCUUAGGGCAGUUGUUGAAUUCCGUCAGUCAAUGACUACGUUUACAUGGACAGCAGUAAUCUAAUUAUUGACAGUAUUCUGAUUAAGGUGUUUACAUGAGUCGCUUUUAGAAUAUUCCUUUCAUGUUCCUGUUUUACGUUCGAGAACAUAGAUCGAUUAACGGUACGUCAUUACGUCCCCACGCCAUGCCGUCCGACGUCCCUCCAGAAUUUCACGUAUCGACGUACAGUUGGUCUACGUUAUGGGACCGUAUACAGUUUUGGGUGUUUUUAUUUUUAAUUUUAUGAACGCUUCAAGUGCGGUUAAUUAUUUGUCGUGCUGUACGUGCUAAUAGACGACUGCUUGAAGCCGUGGGCUGCGUCCCAAACCGUGUACUUACCUACUAUAUAGUAGCUGAAAUAUGUGUAUUCGCCUUCUACACAGCAGGUAAGUACGCGGUUUGGGACGCAGCCGUGCUCUCUGGUUUGGCGUCAAACAGUCGAGCGCUGCCGUGUGUGUACGUGUCCUGUCGCACAAUGCGGUGAAAACUCCCACACGACAUUGAUAGUGUGAUUAAGGUGUGUACA
Ictalurus furcatus (blue catfish) is the source of this 5287-nucleotide messenger RNA. It is a transcript of the gene wnt3, whose product is annotated as wingless-type MMTV integration site family, member 3. Lineage: Eukaryota; Metazoa; Chordata; Actinopteri; Siluriformes; Ictaluridae. Gene Ontology annotation, cellular component: extracellular region. Gene Ontology annotation, biological process: multicellular organism development; cell fate commitment; canonical Wnt signaling pathway. Bases 2883 to 3956 code for a protein of 357 amino acids. The record is from RefSeq and is a predicted model, not a curated record. The transcript is spliced from 4 exons. Gene Ontology annotation, molecular function: frizzled binding; cytokine activity.